AUGUAUCGUAAGUAAAUAUAAAAAAUGGUGGCAUCUUGUGUAGUUUGUGGUCGUUGUCAAGAUGUUUAUGUGGGGAUAUGUUUUCAUACGUUCCCAUUAAAAGAUGAGAACAGAAUGCAGGCCUGGUGUUCUGCAAUGAAUUGGCCUAGAGAAAGAGUGGCAAAACAUUGGAGACUUUGCAGCGUACAUUUUACCGCAGAUUCUGAUAAAGAAUCCGUAAUAUCCGUUUACAGUAAACAUUUGAAAAAAGACGCAGUACCAUCCAUUAUUAAUAUGUCUGAUGAAGAAAUUAUAAUUGUGAGAAAUGCACUUCAAAAUCUCAUUUAA
Messenger RNA from Belonocnema kinseyi, 327 nucleotides. RefSeq names its product THAP domain-containing protein 1-like. NCBI's taxonomy places the organism in Eukaryota, Metazoa, Arthropoda, Insecta, Hymenoptera, Cynipidae. Bases 25 to 327 code for a protein of 100 amino acids. The record is from RefSeq and is a predicted model, not a curated record. The transcript has 2 exons.